This is a messenger RNA of Dunckerocampus dactyliophorus (ringed pipefish), 4300 nucleotides long. RefSeq names its product kinesin family member 28 (gene kif28). The record is from RefSeq and is a predicted model, not a curated record. Bases 1 to 3081 code for a protein of 1026 amino acids. NCBI's taxonomy places the organism in Eukaryota, Metazoa, Chordata, Actinopteri, Syngnathiformes, Syngnathidae. Gene Ontology annotation, molecular function: ATP hydrolysis activity; microtubule motor activity; ATP binding. Gene Ontology annotation, cellular component: kinesin complex; microtubule. The transcript is spliced from 27 exons. Gene Ontology annotation, biological process: microtubule-based movement; cytoskeleton-dependent intracellular transport.
AUGCACAGCAGAGACUGUGUCAAAGUGGCCGUCAGAGUCCGACCAUUCAACAAGCGAGAGCGGGAUGCGGGGAGCCACUGCGUCAUCUCCAUGGCAGCGAGCUCCAUCACCAUCCAUGAUCCUCGCCACUCACAGUGCCGUCGUUCAUUCUGUUUCGACUAUGCCUACUGGUCCCACAGUGGUUUCAUUCAAGACCAAACUGGUCUCUACCUGCCGGAGGAGGUCGGGGGGCGUUAUGCUGACCAGGAUUGUGUUUUUCAGGACCUUGGAGAGGGAAUACUGGAGAAUGCACUGCAGGGUUACAAUGCCACCCUGCUGGCCUAUGGGCAGACAGGUUCCGGGAAGAGUUACUCCAUGGUUGGCUACAGGCCCAAUAAAGGUCUGGUGCCCAAACUGUGUGAGCGACUUUUUGAGACCAUUAAAGGAAAGCAAGACGCAAGACAAUGCCAGGUCUUCUUCAGUAUGUUGGAAAUCUACAACGAGCAGGUGGUGGACUUGCUGUCUCGUGGCAGUCGUCCUCCAGGUGGGCUCCGGGUCAGAGAGGAGCAGCACAGAGGUUUCUAUGUGGAGGGUCUGCGUACUGUCCCCUGUGAUAGUGCAGCACAGGUGGAACAGUUGAUGGAGCAGGGCACCAGAACCCGGACCACUGCAGCGACUCACAUGAAUGCUAACAGCAGUCGCUCCCACAUGCUCAUUGUGCUGCAGCUCAAACAGAUCUUGUCUAAAGAGAGCAUCAGCAAACAGUCCAACAUCAACCUGGUGGACCUGGCAGGAAGUGAGCGUCAGAGGUCAUCGGGGCCAGAGGCUGACCGUCUCAAAGAAGGCACGGCCAUCAAUCUGAGCCUCACCACUCUAGGCAACGUCAUCAGUGCCCUCGCUGACAUGGCAGUGGGAAAGAAAGCGGUCCAUGUUCCAUACCGGGAUUCAGUCCUCACCAAGCUGCUGCAGUCCGCUUUGGGAGGGAAUAGCCGUACUGUCAUGAUCGCCACUCUGAGCCCUGCUGACAUCUGCUACGAGGAGUCUCUGUCAACACUUCGCUAUGCUGAGAGGGCAAAGCACAUCCAGAACCGGCCUGUGGUGAAUGAAAGCCCCACUGAGCGUCUGGUCAAAGAACUCAAAGCUGAGAAUGCCAGACUGCUACAGAGACUGAGCAGACUGGGCCAGGAGGGACGCAGUGCCAAUGAUGAGACCAAGGAGAUCCGUCAGCUGCUGGCACACAAUGAGCUCCAGAUCAGAGCCAUUCACACUCUGUGGGAGCAACAUCUGCAGGAGGCCCUCAAGGACUGGGAGCAACAGUACGCCCAUAUCACACAGGAGAGGAGAAUGAUGCAGAUGCAUCCUUACAUCCUGAACAUCAACGAGGACGCUCAGCUGUCUGGUGUGGUCAAGCUUUUUAUCCAAGAGGGUGAAUGGGACAUUGGCCUCUGUGACGACAUGCGCACAUCCAUCACCAUCAAGGGUUUAGGCAUCCAGCAGCGCCAUGCUGUGAUGAGGAAUGAACAGCGCCAGGUAACGCUAACCCCGCUGAUGGGGUCAAAGGUGACUGUCAAUGGUAGAGCUGUGUGUGAGACAACUAAGCUAAAGCACCUGGACAGACUCAUUCUUGGUUCCAACUGCACCUACCUUUAUAUCGGUUUCCCGUCAGAGAGGGGUGAUGAUGACUGGAGUAACUACGACUACGACUACUUCCUGUCAGAACUGGCUGCUGCUGAGGGCAUCCACCUUGGUGAAACCAGUGCAGAAUGUUGUGAGACGGAUCCAAGUCUGCUGGCCGUCUUUUAUGACUACAUCAAACUGAUGCCCCUGGUGGCUGAAGCCAACCAGAUGAGCCAGGAGUUAAACAAGGGGGUGGAGUUUAAAUUGGAGAUUAAGAAUCUGGUGCUGUCAGAUUCAAAAGGCCAUGACCUGGAGAAAGACAUUGUUUGCAGAGUCAUCUCGAAGCCAAGCAAACAGGUAUGGAUGUGGUCCAAGGCCAAGUUUGUGAACCGCAAAUUCCUGAUGGAAGAAAUCUACCAGCAGCAUCUGACCGAGCUGAAUGGAGAAAAUAGAGAAGCGGGCCUCUCCACAGCGACCUUGCCCAGAGAUAAGGACCCUUUUUGGGAUCCGGUAGAGCCGCUACUCCUGGGCACUGCUCACCUCUGGCUCCAGUCUUUGGCCUUCCGCAUUCCUCUGGAUGAACAACUGGAGGUCCUGGGGUCAGAGGGCAGCGAGGAGGGCAUUGUACACGCUAAACUGCUUCCUUGCACCUCUACUGGCAUGCCUCUGGGUGAAGAUGACAUCCUCAUCGACCCGUCUGAGCUUCUGGGUCGGCGUCUUGACGUCCAGCUAGUCCUGGAACAGUGUUUUGGACUACGCUGGAUCAGAGAGGACCGCAGUAGAGGCGUCCAAAUUGGUUUCAGGCUGUUUGACAGCUCUGUGCUGCUCUACACGUCCGCUGUCUGGCACAAUGUCAUCCCUGUGCUGCAUCACCGAGUCCACUUUGCCUCCCUCCAAGUGUCCGAGCAUCUACUUGAUUACCUUCAGAGCAGCGCUGUGCUUCUGGAGCUUUGGGGGCUUCAAGAGGGUUGCACUAGCUUGGUAUCACCGCUGGAGGGCGCUACAGUGACCACAGAGGGCAUCUUCAUUAUUGAUGGCAAUGGCACAGCUGAUGAUAUUCCUGCAGAUUCUGCAGCACUGAACACUUCACUAAAGGUGCUUCAGAAAGACUUGGAAGAACUGAAAAGCGUGAACAAGUCAUUGAUGAAAGAAAAUCAAAGUUUAAGAGGACAACUCAACGUGGCCAGGAACGGUACCAACAGUGCACGGAGUCGCUCGCUUCGGCCCAGUUGUGAUGCAGAAUUUGCUCGCUCACUGAAGGUUUUCUACCACAACAUGACCUCUGUCAGGGCUCAGUUGCAGAGUCUGUGCAGACAUAGGCCCAGCGAUUCAUGUGAUCUGUUGGGUCUACGACUUUUUGUGGACGAGCAGAGUGGUCUGCUGAAAGACUUCUCGGAGCACCUGGAGACAACCGUGUCAGCUCUCAAACACGACGUCGCAGCCAUCGUCCGACGCAAGAGAGAACGAUGGGGAUCUUGGUCUUGACGGUUUUGUUAUUCACUGAAGCACUCACGGUUUCAUUUGUGUUUAUUUGUAAGUUUGAAUGUGUGCUGAAUAAAAAACUAAAGUGGAGCUUGUAAGACAUGAGGGAACAGUACAAGGCUUAUUAAAGUCCAUAAAAAAUUUAUUAGACUGUAUGUAAAAGUAGUUAUCGCAGUUCCAAACCGCAAAUAAAUUAAAACACAAACACAAUUCCGGUUUUUACAAUAUGAUGAUCCAUUGCCUGACAUAAGUGUGAGAUUAAUUACUGUAGAUGUCCUAUUUUUUUAAUUACAGUGUGUUGUGCUUCCAAAUAUCUUGCAGCGUGACAAUCUACAGUGUAUAAGAUAAGAUGCUUGCUGGAGGUCCAACAAGAGGCAGGAGAGGCAGAAGGCAAGAUUAGUUACUGGACAGGAUGGACAACACUUGUACUGCAAUGUGAGUCAGCAGUUAUGUGAAGACAAAAAGAUGCUUGAUAGGAAUCGUACAGGUGAGGUAGGUUCACAUGAAGCUUGUCAUAUUUACAAGAUGGCAGGGAAAAUGUAAAGUUUGAGCCACAUGCCCAAGUAAAGUAGUAGGUGUAUUAUCAAGUAGAACUAUGAAAGUUAGAAGUAAUGAACUAGCUGUUUGCACUGUUUGCCCUUUUUAAAAAAAUUUAUACUCGCUAUGCAGAUGACAGAAGUAUCAGUAAAAUCAAAUUCUGUGCUAACUGGACUUGGAGUAAUUGACUCAGUCAGUCAGUGCAACAAUCAGUGCUAAAUUGUGUUGGGCCACCACUGUUUUAUGUUUACAAUACAGUGUAGAACUCAUCUCUCUCAGCCACACACAAUCACAAACACUCAACACUGUUCACAGUACAAAAAUAGUUGGACUAAAACACAGAGGUCCACUGUUUCACAUUAGGUCCAUGUAUUGUACAAAUAAGGCUCCAGUCUAGAUUGAGACGUUGUUUUAAGUUAACGUGUUAGUGGACAAGCCAUUUAGAUUAACAUCAUGUUCUUGAUGAUGUGACUUGUUAAACUGGAGUCCAGUGUCGAGUUUAACAUCUCUCCUUGAAACUAUUCACACUAACUCGCCGUUCUCAGGCGCUGGUGCCCUCGUUUUCUGCAACCCGGCCGUCACUUGCCGUGGAUCCAUGCGUGAUGAGCGUAGGCGGGGCCUCACUCACGUCCCUCUGGCUGCCGUGAAUGGAGGGCUGGUGGUUGAGACGUGGCAUGCUGCCAUG